This is a messenger RNA of Aedes aegypti (yellow fever mosquito), 1183 nucleotides long. It is a transcript of the gene or, whose product is annotated as AP-3 complex subunit sigma-2. Lineage: Eukaryota; Metazoa; Arthropoda; Insecta; Diptera; Culicidae. The record is from RefSeq and is a predicted model, not a curated record. The transcript has 4 exons. Bases 141 to 716 code for a protein of 191 amino acids. Gene Ontology annotation, biological process: intracellular protein transport; Golgi to vacuole transport. Gene Ontology annotation, cellular component: intracellular membrane-bounded organelle; AP-3 adaptor complex; membrane coat.
UUUGGUUUGACGUCUUCGUAUUGUGAUCUUCAUGAUUUGCUGAGAGUUAAGUGCAAUUUCGUUGGAGGUGUUUUUCCAAUUUUAAAGUUUAUCAUCCAGAUUUUCACGGAUUCCAUAGGAUCCGAUAGCCACCGGGAACGAUGAUCAAGGCGAUACUGGUGUUCAACAAUCAUGGCAAACCGAGGCUAUCCAAGUUUUAUCAAUAUUUUAAUGAAGACAUGCAACAGCAGAUAAUCAAGGAAACGUUCCAGUUGGUAUCCAAACGGGAUGAUAAUGUGUGCAAUUUCCUCGAAGGUGGAAGCCUAAUCGGAGGUUCAGAUUACAAGCUCAUCUACCGACACUACGCCACACUAUAUUUUGUGUUCUGUGUGGAUUCAUCCGAAAGUGAGCUCGGUAUUUUGGACCUGAUCCAGGUGUUCGUCGAAACGCUGGACAAAUGUUUCGAAAACGUGUGCGAGCUGGAUCUAAUCUUCCACGCGGAUGCCGUCCAUCACAUCCUCUCGGAGCUGGUGAUGGGAGGUAUGGUCCUGCAGACGAACAUGGCCGACAUUCUGGCCCGGAUCGAGGACCAGAACAAACUGCAGAAACAGGAAGCGGGACUUUCGGCCGCUCCGGCGCGGGCCGUCAGUGCUGUCAAGAGUAUGAAUCUCCCGCAACAGAUAAAGGACAUUAAAUUACCUGAUCUUCCCCAAGCUAUUAAGGAUCUUAAAUUCUGACCAAACACGAACUUUGAUACGUCGUUACUCACCAAGAUAGCUUCCGACUCGUCCUACAUUCCAAUCGGCAGCAGUGGCCUCGAUGGGUUCAACUUUGAAUCGUACCAGUCGGAGCAGCCUCUGGCCCUGGCGGCAAGCGAGAAACACCAGCAGCAGAAAUCCAGACGAAAACUGAAGAAAGCUGAAAGCCAUAGCCAUAGGAUGGGUGGCGAUGAUGGUCAAGAUCAUGAGGAUAAGGACGAUGGCUAUUACCUCAAGCUGGCCUAAAAUCGCCGCUUUCCAUGGUUAGUUAAAACGCUGUUCUACCCUUUGAACGAUUUAAAAACAAAACCAACAAUGUAACGUUUGGAAUCUGCUACCUACCUGUUCGAAUCUUGAACUGCUGCAUAUUUUUAAUUUGGAAUCUUAUGUUACGGAUGUCGGAAGUACUAUUAAUUUAAUUAAUGGAGAUACAUUUUUAUAAGGUA